AUGCUGUCUGGAAAUGAGUAUCAGACUAAUGUCAGUACUCAGCUGCAGUACCGGGGCUUACUGGAAAAAGUGAUGUUUUCCACUCUGACCACAGUGCCAUGCUGUGUGUUUCUCUUCAUUAACGGGACCAUGUUAUUCACCCUGAGGAGUAGACGAGUGUUUCGUGAGACCUCGCGUUACAUUCUGCUGUAUAACCUGCUGUUUGCAGACACUGUACAGCUGGCACAGGCCCAGCUGCUGUACCUACUGGCUGUUAGUAGGAUACUGCUGAUGUACUCUGCAUGUGUUGUUCUCACUCUGCUCACUGAUCUCACAAAUGACAUCUCCCCUCUCACGCUGGUGGUGAUGUCUUUGGAGAGGUACGUAGCUGUGUGCUACCCACUGAGGCACACUACAGUUGUCACCGUUAGAAACGGCAUGCUACAGUUGUCACCGUUAGAAACAGUGGCCGUUACUGUGGUUUGGGCCUUCAGCUCAUUAAAUAUGCUCAUUCGAGUGCUUUUGCUGUUAGAUUUUAUAUCUGCAAACCUGCAAAUGAAUGACAUUUGUGGCAGAGAAAGCAUGUUGCUUUCUCCAGUGUCUGAUCUUUAUGACAAAGUCUACUAUUAUGUUCUGUUCGUAUCAGCUUCUGCAGUGAUCACGUCCUCCUAUAUUGGUGUGAUGGUAGCAGCCAGGGCAGCCUCCACGGACAAAGCUUCAGCUCGAAAGGCUCGUAACACGCUGCUGCUGCACCUGGUGCAGCUCAGCCUCUGUCUGUUGUCAACUAUGCACAGCCAAAUUCUUAUAGUUCUUUCAAAAAUUGUAACAAGGCUAGUGUUUGUGUACAUCCAGAUUGUUUUCUAUGUGUGUAUUUUCAUCUCUCCCAGAUGUUUGAGUGCGCUGAUCUAUGGUAUCAGAGACCAGACCAUCAGACCCGUCCUCGUGAACUAUCUUUGCUAUCGGAAACUCUGUCCUUCCAGUCAAGGCUGA
Monopterus albus (swamp eel) is the source of this 969-nucleotide messenger RNA. Its product is annotated as olfactory receptor 1-like. Gene Ontology annotation, molecular function: odorant binding; G protein-coupled receptor activity; olfactory receptor activity. The record is from RefSeq and is a predicted model, not a curated record. Gene Ontology annotation, biological process: detection of chemical stimulus involved in sensory perception of smell; G protein-coupled receptor signaling pathway. Gene Ontology annotation, cellular component: membrane. NCBI's taxonomy places the organism in Eukaryota, Metazoa, Chordata, Actinopteri, Synbranchiformes, Synbranchidae.